AUGAGUGACCAACAGGCUCGCGAGAGCUUCGCAUCCAUCCUCAGCUACUACCGCCACAAUCGCGAGUCGUUGGCAAACGUUCCAGACUGGGUUGAUAACCCCCGAAGCGGAGAUAUCGUCAUUGGCUUUAUCCGAAACAGUGCACCAACCGACGAACAAGUCGAAAGGGCCAAGGAAGAACUAAAGUCUUUCAUAGCCAUAGAAGGGAUCAAAGAAACACUAUCUGAAGCAGACAAGGCCCUCUUGGCGGCGGCAGCCUGUUCUAGCCGUGCGAAACGACUGCAGAACAAGAAGAACAAAUACGUCAAUACGAAGCGAAUUUAUCUCGAGCACUAG
Molecule: messenger RNA, 336 nt
Organism: Penicillium psychrosexuale
Lineage: Eukaryota; Fungi; Ascomycota; Eurotiomycetes; Eurotiales; Aspergillaceae
Exons: 2
Coding region: 1-336 (111 amino acids)
Source: RefSeq, a predicted model, not a curated record